Messenger RNA from Chelonia mydas (Green sea turtle), 15693 nucleotides. RefSeq names its product G protein subunit alpha o1 (gene GNAO1). Lineage: Eukaryota; Metazoa; Chordata; Testudines; Cheloniidae. Gene Ontology annotation, molecular function: GTPase activity; G-protein beta/gamma-subunit complex binding; mu-type opioid receptor binding. Gene Ontology annotation, cellular component: heterotrimeric G-protein complex. The coding region runs from base 518 to 1582 and encodes 354 amino acids. Gene Ontology annotation, biological process: adenylate cyclase-modulating G protein-coupled receptor signaling pathway; G protein-coupled dopamine receptor signaling pathway. The transcript is spliced from 8 exons. The record is from RefSeq and is a predicted model, not a curated record.
GGCGCUGCGGACGUCACCGAGGCCGGCGAGCCCGUGAGUGCGGACCCCUGGCGCACUCGCCUGCCCUCGCGCCCGCGCUCGCGCUCGCUCCCCUCCUGCUUCUCUCUCUCUCUCUCCGCGCGGAGCCGCCGAAGGAUGCGAUCGCUCGCAGCCGCCGCCGCCGCCCAUUAGAGACCCCCCCCCACCCCACACACACACACACACACACACCCCGCCCGCCUUCCGACAACAACCCUCCCGCAAGAGCAGGACCCACCCUGUCCCCUCCCCCUCCUCCUCCUCCAGCGCCUGCCUGCAGCCCCAGCCCUGCCCGGCUCCCACUUGGAUGCAUUGAUUGCUAGAGGGAGAGGUAGCGGAGGGGAGGGCAGCAGAGAGGGGGGGGGACACACACAUUUGGUUGCCCAGAUUUUUUUUUUUCCCCCCUGGGGCGGGGUGAUUUUUUUCCCCCUUUCCCUCGGAGUGUCUGAGAAGGGGGGAGGCGCCCGCCGAGAGGGGUUUUUGUGUGUGUGUGGCCAUCAUGGGAUGUACCCUGAGCGCCGAGGAGCGAGCCGCCUUGGAGAGGAGCAAAGCGAUCGAGAAAAACCUCAAGGAGGAUGGGAUCACCGCCGCCAAAGACGUGAAAUUGCUCCUGCUAGGGGCUGGAGAAUCUGGGAAAAGCACCAUUGUGAAGCAGAUGAAGAUCAUUCAUGAAGAUGGUUUCUCCGGAGAAGACGUGAAGCAGUACAAGCCUGUGGUCUAUAGCAACACUAUUCAGUCACUGGCAGCUAUCGUCCGUGCCAUGGAUACCUUGGGCAUUGAAUACGGUGAUAAGGAGCGAAGGGCUGAUGCUAAGAUGGUCUGUGAUGUAGUAAGUCGAAUGGAGGACACAGAGCCCUUCUCCCCAGAGCUGCUGUCAGCUAUGAUGAGACUCUGGGCAGAUUCUGGAAUCCAGGAGUGCUUCAACCGGUCCCGGGAAUAUCAACUUAAUGACUCUGCCCAAUACUACCUAGACAGCUUAGAUCGAAUCGGAGCUCCAGACUACCAGCCAACAGAGCAGGAUAUACUUCGAACCAGGGUCAAAACAACCGGCAUUGUAGAAACCCAUUUCACAUUCAAAAACCUCCACUUCAGGCUGUUCGAUGUGGGAGGGCAGAGGUCAGAACGUAAGAAAUGGAUCCAUUGCUUUGAGGACGUCACAGCGAUCAUUUUUUGUGUCGCGCUGAGUGGUUACGAUCAGGUGCUCCAUGAAGACGAAACCACGAACCGCAUGCAUGAAUCAUUGAAGCUGUUUGACAGCAUCUGUAACAACAAAUGGUUCACAGACACCUCCAUCAUCCUCUUUCUAAACAAGAAGGACAUAUUUGAGGAGAAAAUUAAGAAAUCUCCAUUGACUAUCUGCUUUCCGGAGUACACAGGCUCUAACUCUUUCACUGAGGCCGUGUCCUACAUCCAGUCUCAGUACGAGAGCAAGAACAAGUCCCCCAACAAGGAGAUCUACACGCACAUCACCUGCGCCACUGACACCAACAACAUCCAGUUUGUCUUCGAUGCUGUUACGGAUGUCAUCAUUGCCAACAACCUGCGUGGAUGCGGACUCUACUAAACCCCGCUCGCUGCUCUCCCCACGCUCUCCAGGAAACGCUCUCCCAUUCAGGUUGAAGGGUUGCUCCCUUUUUUUUUUUUUUUUUUUUCCCUCCAAAAGAUGAAGAUGAAGAAGAAAUUACAUAAUCCCCCCUCCUGGCUCCCAAGAACCAUUGCAGAAAAUUCUGCUUUCCCCUAGGUGUCUCUCCCCCCCACCCCCUUUUUUUUUUAAUCCCCCCUGUGUCUCUUUCCACCAUUCAGUUUUAGGAUUGGCAGCCCCUGUUCAGGAUACUGUAGUGCAGACUACUAGAGCCACUAAAAAUGUAUUUCAACUACCAAAAAAGGCUCAUUUUAAAAAACAAAAAUCAAUUUUUCAACGCCUUAAAAAUAUUUAGCAUCAAAGUAGCAGUUUCUUCGUAAAUUUGAGGGAUAUUUUUAAUUCUCGUUAUUUUUCUUUCAUUCUUUUUGGAAACUCCAGAUGCACAGUACUGACUUUGGAGGCACAGUCGGGCUCCAGUUUCUAUCCCAAAGUUGGAAAGGUCAGGUUAGGUGGAGUUCUGAAAUUUUGCUGGGGCGGGGAGGGGCAAACGUUUGAACGACUAAAACAGACCGACUGAGGUUUGCUAGUGUCUUUUACUAAGAAAGACGCAGUAACAGAAGCUACUAAGCAUUGUGUAAAGGCAUUCGUUACCAAUAACAGUUUUACCUCACGCUUUCAAAAUUAAUGUUGAAUAUAUUUCUCUAGCAUGGUUUCAAUAACCCAUUUGUUACUCUAAGUUCAUCCUUGUUCUCUUUGCUUUACUACAGAGCUACUGUACUGUAAGUGGGCAGUUUCUGGACAUUCAUGGGAACACUCAUGGAAUGAGACAUUAGUGGCAAGAACUGUUCUGCACGAAGUUUUGAGUAGUACAUUUCCUAGUGUAGCUAAAGGAAUACGGAUGUGGAUGGACUCGUUCCUCAGAAGGGAGAGUGAGUGGGCAUGGGUGUUGGACUGGAAGGCAUGAAGGGACACUUUAAAGGUCCCUCAGAGGUGACCAAGGCACAAGAGACAUUGGGAUCAAUUUCCUCCUGCGUCCGAGCUCUGUUAAAUGCAGGGUUCUCUAAGAGCUAGUUAAGACUGCUGGGUGCAGUGUCAGCCUGGCCCCAACUUAUGCCAUUGGCCUAAGGGCCCUGAGGGGUUUUAGGCAGAAGAUUAGCAUGGAGAAGUUGUGCCCCCCCCCAUGCCCUCUCCCCUCUCCUAUGCAUGUCCAGGAGAAGGUGACUGGCAAAGGACCCAGCAGUGCCAGGUUCGCAUCAGCAAGAAGUUUCCCUUCUCAAAGGGACAUUUCCAAAUGAAAUCUGUCCACUUUGCCCUAUGUGAGCAGUACAAAGUGGACAGAGCAGAUCAGAGACUGUGGCCCACAACCAGAAGUAAGCUUCCCAUCUCAGGCCCCAUAGGGGGAUGCCAUAAUUCAGUCUCUUUGGGACACCAGGUUUUCUAAGGCUACGCAUGAGUAUGUAUGUGUGUGUGGGGGGGGGGAGUGGAAAUCAGCCUGCUUUGUACGUCGAGUGUGUGUAUGUGUGCGCACACAAAUCACACUAAGCCCCUAGCGGCGUCUUUAGGUGCCUAAAUGCCUUUAAAAUUAGGGUUCUAAAUACUUAGCUUCUUCAGCAAUACCAGAAGCAUGCAGUUCACUUGUGCUGUUGCUUACCAGUGGCCCCAUGAAAAGCAAUGCUAGACUUUUGUGGAACAGCUUUCAAUUUUCCUGAACGAUGGGCCUUGAAUUAGAAAAAUAAUUUGCUUGGGGUGUACCUAUCAGUUCCUCACAAAUAUCUCGGUGGUUUGAGCAUUGGCCUGCCAAACCCAGGGUUGUGAGUCCAAUGCUUGAGGGGGCUGUUUAGGGAUCUGGGGCAAAAAUUGGGGCUUGGCCCUGCUUUGAGCAGGGGGUUGGACUAGAGGACCUCCUGAGGUCCCUUCCAACCCUGAGAUUCUAUGAAUAUAAUAGCAUUCUCAAUUGCUUUUCCCAGUUGACUAGUGGACUCCUCACUGAUUGGUUCUUUCCGUUUAAGUGGUGAGGGGUCAAAUAUUUACACCCCGUGGAGUGGGACAGCAAAGACUGAUGUGAUACUAGACUGCUGGUAGCUGUCAGGACUGAAAUUGGCAAUGGGCCAGAGGUGGUAAUUUUGGAUGCAGGGGUGUUCAGAUCCAAGGACUGAGUUUGGUCUAUGGUAGAGAUAAUGGCCAGCCACAAAGUUUGGGUCUGGAUCCCAAACCGUCCCAUAGAUUGGUAGUGUUCAGCUCUGGGACUCUGUGUGGGGCUCAUGUCACACAUGCAGCCAUUUUGCAAGAUCCCUUUUCAGUGUAAUGUUUUAACUACGUAGAUGAUGCUAUGGGUUGUUGAUACGCUAAUGUAAUUUUCUUAGGAAAAUCGGGGUAGGGAGCUGAUGCGAUCAGCAUGAUGGAGCAGGAAGGGAACGUGAGAACAGGAGAGGCAGGGGGCAAGGAUGUGGAGAAGAGGGGCUUGCAGAAGUGGAGGGGGAGGGAAGGGCACUGGUGAUGAUCAGGAGAACAAAGACCGGGGCCACUGAGGGGAAAGCAGAUGGGGGUGGUGGUACACCAACAGCUUGUUGGCGUUGCCAGGAUGCUGGAGUGCGGGGGGCUCUGCUGCUGUUGUACGGCUGAUGGCCGUGGCUUGAGGAGGAGUGGGAGUUCAGGCAUGCUCCCACUGCUGGGGGUGAGGCCUCUGGGGGAAAGGUUUCAAGCUCUGCCCCAGAAGGCCUUGUGGAGGCCCUAAUGGUGGCUCUGGGAAGAGGGCACCUGCUGGUGAACAGUGCAGGUGAACCCAGAUUUUACAAAGGUCUCGGGGGGCACCCCAAAACCCUGGCUGACAGGAGAGAGCAGGGAGGACCAUGCUGACCCUUAACUCUUUACUAUAUUUUGCAUGUGUACCCAUAGGCCUGCCUAUGAUCCUCAUCUAUGUGACCUCUCCCGGGAAGUCUCUGGGCUGGGUUACAGUCUCGCGAGAUUACAUUGGGCUUCAUACAAAGAUAGCUGAUGAUUGGCUGAACAGGACACUAUCAAAAUAUUCUUCACGGUUUUUUAAAAUGUAUUUUUUCCUGUCCAUUUAUACUAACUGCAAAGUGCCAGACUAGUUCCUUAGAUAGCAAGAACCAGAUCAAACCUGUACUGUUUCACAAGCGCUAAACGCUGGGUUCUCUACCGGACCCAAACAUGCCCAACCUUCGGAGACAGUCAUAACAGAGUAGGGUUAUAGCUAUAUGCUACAAUGUUUAGCACCAUAUAAAUGCCACAGCAGGGAGACACAUAUGAAUGCAAAGAGCCUUGGGAGGUCUAGCAUUCUUUCUGGGGGUCCUGGCACGAAUGCUGUACACUUAUCUCGUGUGGGCUGAGAUUUCCCUGGGGCACUCUGAAGUAUCUCAAACCCCGAUAAGAUCUGGAUUUUCAUACAGCUUGUGUCCCCAGGCCCAGAAAAGAUAAUGCCAGACCUGACUGACCUGCACAACAUAGUAAGUAGGGUCCUGUUUGGGUUCAGGAUGUGGGAGUCAGUGAAAGAAACAAGUAUGGCGGGAGGGGAGCAGGGAGCUGGCAUUGGGAACAGAAACGUAAGGUCGGGAGAAGGGAGACCGCUCUGGUUGAGUUGGCAGGAAGGCAGGGAUGAGGAGAAGAGUGACACUGGGAAGGCUGGAGAAGAUUCACAGUCUGGGAAGAUUUAGAUCUUCCAGGUGAACAAAAAAGUGCGCAUGGGAUAUCUGUGUGACUAAAACUGCACCAAUAGUUUAUCCUGAUAGUGUCCUCCAGCUGCAAGAAAUUACCAGGGCAGCAGUUACCCUAUACAGUUAUAUCAGAGCUUAUGCUAAUAUAUAGCUGUAUAAGUGAUAAUCAAAUAGUGCUACAUUAUUAAAUAAUAUCUAUCAUUUUAUAGUCACGCAUCACUGCCUGCAGGACAGGUAUCUGCAGUAGCAGCAGGAGUGGUUCCACUGUACUGUAGUGUUGUCCCUGGCUCAUCACUGCCGAAGAGGAAUAGCCUUCUUUCUCCUGCACUGUAAUAUCCACGUUCAGCCUGAAACUCAAAAGAGCUCCCCCAGGGACAGCAUUCAUCAAGAGUCAGCCAGCGGGUUUAGUAUUCCUGUGCCAACCUUUGAGCCUCAGUUGGCGGAAUCAUGGAGUAGAUUCUUGUGUAAGUCUUGGCAGGAUCAAGGCCUAAUGUAUCUCUGUGAAAUCAGUGGAACUUAAGCGAGUGGGUGUAGGUUCAGGGCCAUAGUCAGGUAGUGGGCAAUGUGAAAAACAGGUCAACUACAGGGAAGCUUCAUAGAGUUUAAAGCCAGAAGGGACCAAGUUAAAACCACCAAAACAAAUGGGCCAUGCUGGCUUCUUGUUUGCACACCACUGAUUUCAAUGAGAUUGUACAAGGGAAAAUUUAAAGUUGGCAGCAUCUACAGAUAAAAUGAAAGAUAACUAAUGAGCUCAAUUCCUUGCCUUCCUGUUCAAAAUGACAUACAAUGGGAAUCUGGAGGCCCCUCUUUCACUGGAAGGCUUUUGGGAGCCAGGAAGCAGGGAUUUUCCUACACCUCCCCCCAAGCUCCUCCAUCCCCUCUCAGGGGUCAACUAGUUACAUACAGUGUUGCCAAUUUAGUCAUUUUCCAACACGCACCCCCACCCAUAAAUUUGAACACCCCCUCUAAUUUCAAUUUUUGAGGAAAGUACUGCCAGGAAAUAAGCCUGCAUGGUCCCAAAAGACCACCUCAGCUCUCUGGUUUUUAGAGGUGAUUUGGCAGAUGAGGAUGACAGGGAUACCCCUAGUAAAAUGUUGCCCUUGGGCAAAUUAAUUUGUACUGGUUUCUAAAAUCUGGGCCAAAAAUUUGAAUAUGACACACUCAGUACAUUGCGCUACACGCUGGUGCUGAUGACUAAUGUGAAGGGGAUGGAUAUAAUUUAAAGAACAGAGCUAUGAAAUAACAUCCAUUUAUCUAAAAAUGUAUAGAUAGAUACUGGGGCAUACACAUACGCCUAUAUAUAAAACUAUUUAGCAUAAAGUGAAAUGCCAAACAUACAUAGCAUAGAACACCAAAGACUUUAUCUCAUUACAGCUGAUAGAAAAAGCUUUGGCCUUUAUUGAAGUUUAACAGAAGCAGCUGCUCAGUAGCACAUAAAAUUUGGGGCCUUCCCCCCCACCCCCAUUGCUGGGAGUAGAGUAUUAUCCUGUUUAGUAAGUACAGUAAUUGAAUCGGUGUUCUUAUUCAAGAUGGCUCUGAGGCAUCGGGCCUGAUUCUCCACUGCCCUGUACCUUGUGCGGGGUGGGUGCCAGUUGUGGCCAAUCUGAUUGAUAGCAUUUUGCACCCACUUUAUGCUGCUGUAAAUGACAUUGCGACAUGCAGGGCAACUGAGUGUCAGGCCAUGGAGUUCUUAUCUGGAAUUAGAUCCAGAUCCAAACCUCUUCAAAGAUUCAGGGGUUUUCAAAUACAGUGUUCUGGGUCAGAAUCAUCUCUCCUGUAGGUUUUUUGCAGGAUAGCAAAUGGGCUGUGUGUUAUGUAAUCAGCAUGGAUUGAUCUCCGGGGGCUGAAUUCUAUGGUCCUGACUCAGAAUUCAUUCAGGCAAAGUUUCCAAUGAACUUCAUGGGAGAUUUUGCUUGAGAAAGCUGUCAAAGACUGCCGGAUUUUGCCCUGGUUAAUACAGGAGUCUGUAAUGAACACUAUAUUCAAAAGGAUUUUAAAAAGAGAUUUAAAACCAGAGCAAAUUGGGGGAGAAAAAAAAAUACACCACUCAACAGCCUACCUCAAGAAACAAUUGACCCAAUGUGGUCCCAUUUCAGUCUCUCCCAUAUUUGUCCCUAUGCAUUUCUGCUUUGCGCACACAUGGAUGAAUGCAUACACAAAAUGAAAAUUUGCAUACUUGUAUGUCUGGAAACCUAAUUAGUCAUGUGCAGGUGUAUCAAAUCUCAUUUUGCACUCACCAAUCAGAUCAUUUGUACCCAAAGGAGGCUUCACCAUUAAGCAUGCACAAAUGCACUGUGAAAAUUAGGCCCAAGCUGGGUACUUCCCACAGCUUUGCAUAACAAAGAUGGAUCUGAUGGAGGGAGAACUAUUAUUUUUCCCUGUUCUUUGAGUUUUUGGUCUUGGAAUUUAUCCUUGGCAGUGUUUCAAAAAUAAUAGGGUGAAAUCCUGGCUUCCGUGAAAUCAAUGGCAAACUCCCAUUGACUUGAAUGGGACCAACAUUUAAUUCACAAUGCCUUAAAGCAGUGAUUCUCAAACUUUUGUACUGGUGACCCCUUUCACAUAGCAAGCCUCUUAGUGCGACCCCCCCUUAUAAAUUAAAAACACAUUUUUAUAUAUUUAACACCAUUAUAAAUGCUGGAGGAAAGGUAGGAUUUGGGGUGGAGGCUUACAGCUUGUGACCCCCCCACCCAUGUAAUAACCUCAUAACCCCCUGGGAGUCCCAACCCCCAGUUUAAGAACCCCUGCCUUAAAGGGAGUCAGUCUCCUUUGGGCAUCUGAUCCCCUUCAGAAGACCAGCCAGGAAGCAUCUUUCAUGGUUUCUAUGUUGACUGGAUAUAGGAUCCUUUUUAGCCAUGCAUGUUUUCUUAGACUUUUCUUCCCUUUUUCCAGAAUUGCUGAUACUAUAUGGGGUUUCCAGAGUAAAAUAGAUCAGGGUGAAGUAAAUAGUUGGAUUUAAAUUAACCUGGACUAAACUAUUAUAAACACAAUAGUUUCCUAAGUGCCAUAAUAAUGCAUUUAAACACAAACAUGGUAGAGUCCAGUAGGUUGAGCUCAGGAAUGGGAGCUAUGCAUUUGGUUCCCACAGCUUCCUCUGUGUCUCUGGGCUAAUCACUUAACCUGCCUGCCUCAGCCUCUCAAAUUGAAAUUGCCUAUAAUCCUUAUCUGCCUCACAGAAGAGUGGUGAGGAUUCACUAAUAAAUGUUUGCAUAGCACUUGAAGUGAAAAACUCUGUGCAAGGACUAAAUAUUAUUAUGAUUUCUACUUGAUGAUCUUCUAUAGACUUUGCCUCCAAAAUCUGUCUCAAGGCCUUACUCAUCACUAGACUCGGUCGUUCCUCCCAAUUCUUUUCCGGGGGGGGGGGGGGGGGGGGUUUGCCUUGAGCAGCCAACCUGUUGCCCAAUGCUUAUUCUUUCUUAAGCAACAGUUGUAAGUGCAGGAACUGUGUAUAACUAAAAUAGUGAGAUAUAGUCGUCCCCCCCCCACUAAAGCCCUCGUUGCACAAUAAGACAGGCAUCCUUCCGCCUUCAAAUCCCUUACAGUCCCCAGAGUUAUUUUUAUUUAUAAACAAAAAACACACGCACACCGUGUAGCAUGUACUUUGCAUUGGUACUUGAAAUCACAACAAAAAUUAUGUUGGGGUGGGGGGGAGAGGGAUGGCAUGAUGUCUAAUAACUAGUGAAAAAUCAGCUUAAUUUAUACCACCCUGCUCUUGGAUGCUAGUAUGGAGAAUGGCCACAGAUGCUUUUUUAUUCUACUAGUGUAUCUUGAGAGCUCUAUAUGUUUGGAAUGAUUCCAGUCCCCAGCACCAUAUCGCUAACCCCUAUGAAGACGUCACACUGCAGGAGUUGGAAUGGGCUGUCAGCAUCAGCAAAAACUGAGGCCCUUGACUUGCCAUGCCUUCGGUAACAGGGUUCAAUUCCUCAGUCAGCCUAGAUCCAUUGAAAUCAAGAGAGCUACGCUGAUUUAUGCCCAUGUUCUGUAUACAGCUGUUGUGCAGUUAAUGGUCAUGACUUUGAAGCAUGUAGUUAUUACAUAGUCCUGCCUUGAGUUCAGGGGACUGGACUAGAUGACCUAUUGAGAUCCCUUCCAGUCCUACACUUCCAUCAUUCUAUGAUAUGUUUUCUCCAUGAAAAUGCAACCAUCUAUGUACUUGGAUUAAAGCCAUUGUGGUUUCAUUAUAUACAAAAACACUAGGUUAGAGCGAGGAUUUGAAUGGCGGCACACGAAUACUUACUCAGUGCCUACUUGUGGCAACCUUAUUGACAAUGCGUAGUAACUUAUUACGCACACAAUCCCAUUGAUUUCAGUGGGACUACUCACAUAGUAAGGUGCUACUCACCAUGGGUAAAGAUGGCACAGUUGGGGCCUCAGAGUAGUAAUAAAACAGUACUGGAAAUUUAUCUACUAGAUUAUUAAUAAACAUUUUGACAGGCAGAAGUCACACCUCCACUUUUACUUACAGCCUGAGGAGCCUAGUCUAGAAUCAAAGAAAAGUAAAAGAUUUGUUGAGUAAUCUAAUCCUGCCACCUCAGGAUUAUACCCUACAAUUUCUGCUCUAGAGCUUUGUCCAAUCAGCUGGUCAGUCUUCCACAGCCUCCCUUGGAGAAACUGGUCCACCAUCAAACUGGUCUCCCUGUUUGAAUAUUGGGCAAACUUCUAAAUCUUCUUUUGCCUCAUUUUAUCCCAUUCCUCUUUGGACCAGCUCAUGCCCAUCACUAUAUUUAGAGCUAGCAGAGAAGGAGAGAGAUGCAGACACAAAAGGAGCGGAUAGAAACACAGCUGUCUCUGUGCUCACUUUAUUGUUCUUGCAGCAAAACUGAAUCUAACACGAAAGUGAGGCUUUGCACUGAGCAGUGCUCAAACAUUUAAAGAGACAGGACAUCCCAACAGUAGGCUGCCUUCUUUUGCAAUCCCAUUUGUUUGUCUGGGACUCACCUCACAGGCUACCCAGAAUCCCCAACAGCAUUUGCACACACAGAGCCAAAGCAAGCCUUAUUGUGCCUCUGACUUCAGUGGAGCUGUGUCCACUUACACGACAGCUGAACUGUGUCCAAGUCAUGCCCCGUAGCUGUUCCAUGACAGUGGAGAGUGGUCAGUAUAGGGAUGGGAUGGAGGUUUCUGCUGUAUUGUCAGUCAUUACAGUUUUGUUUUACAGGACACAAAUACCCAUGUAAUAACUCCAUAAUUAUGUACUGGCCACGUGCUGCGUAAUUAUAAGCUAAGUUCUAAGGGAGUAAUUAUUUGGUAAUGUCUUCAAAAUUACUAUUAUGGGAUUUAACCUGAAAAAUUACAUUCUGUAUUACAAAGCCUAAGUAGAACAACUUCUUGGCUAAUAUACACAUUUUACUUCAUUAAACCUGUUAUUACAUAGUAGUUACACUUUCCUGCAAAGUUACAAGGAAGUGACAUGUCAGCCCUCUCUUCCUGUUGCCAUUGGAGUCUGUGGCAAAACUCCUUUUACUUCCUCUAAUUUUGCACUAGUUUAACUAUUGAUGUUUGAAAUUAUUUCAAACAGACAUCAUCACCACAUGUUCUCCACAGAGGAUGACUGCACCAGUCAGAGGGACCAUGAAUAAUGGCGUUGCACCAGGCAUUGUGUAGUGAAGUUCCUAGAUCUGGUGCAACCCUGCGAAUCCAAGAACCUCUGGGGCGGCCCCAUGGGUGGUGCCAGGUAGGGUCAGGGCAUGCACCCCUUUGUGCAUUGAUAGGCAGUUUGAGCGCAUGCUGUGUCAGGUGUUUUUGUCUAUCCUGACAACAUGGCCAGAGAGCAUGCAGUGCCGCUUUUGAAUAUACUGAGCAAUAGAAGGAAAGCCAGAUCUCUGCAAGAUUAGGGCAUUUAACACAAAGUCACACCACUUUAUGCUCAGGAUUUGGUACUGAUGGUGCAUACGGAAUGCCACUAGCUGCUUCAAGUCUGCCUAUGAGACUCCUGACAGAGUUAUUGCUGAUUUAGAUCAGUGUAAAUGGGAGGAGAAUCAGUUUGCCCUGACUUCAAUGGGAGCAAGAGCAGGUCUUAGUGAGUACAUGAGUAACUACCAAUCAGUCGCAGAGGAUUAAUUUAGCCAUAUAGUUAGUUAUUAAUGAUGGGAGUCUACAUGGUAUUUUCUCUUAAACUAUACAUGGCUUUUUUAAAAUUUAUAACUAAAUAAUCCACAGCCAAUUCUAAUAGUUGAAUAGUUGCUGUGUAUGAAGGUUGCACCCUGUGAAAGAAUGUAUUCUUGUAACUGGUUCUCAGUCGGUUGGUACAAUCAUCAGCCAAACUGGAUAUUUUGCUUUGAAUGAGACAUGUAGAGUGUUCAUUUUCAAAAGCAUUGUGUGUUGGCCUAUUUCUGUUGGCUAAGUGACACCAUUCUAAGUGACUUCAAUGGGAGCAGAAAGAGUCCAGCACUGAGUGCAUUUGAAAAUCCUGCCCAUUCAUCUUCUUUCAUCUUUCAGAUUUGUCCUUCACUCUAUGGCUUGCAAUGACAUGGAAUGAAUCCAGGUUGUCCCUCUGGAGAAGGAUCUGAGAGGGCAGCAGUUCACUAGAUAUUCCAUGGUUUGAAUGGCUUCUCCAUGGAAGCUGCCUUUCAUUUUCCAAUUGCGUAGUAGGUAACUGCAGCAUCUGUAUGAGGUUCUGAUGGGGGGUACGCUAUGAUCCAGGUCUUAUGUGGGGUGGUGAAGGCAGGAAGCUGGUCGUAGGAUCCGUAAUCAGGUCUUGAUUCUUGACCCCACAGGUUUCCCACUGCUUCUGCCACUUGUCUUUUGAUGACAAAUCCCAUCCACAAAUCUUGUUGAAGUAUAAACUGUCCCGCAUCUCAGCAUCUAGGUGAAUCACAGAACGGAUUCUCUCUCACACGUGUGUACACACACACACACACACUCUUACGUCAUAAGGUGACCAUGUCAACCUCCACCUUUAAACAAAGGCUUGCCAACAUUACUGAACCCAGUGAUGUAGUCACUUCAAGUGCAGUGCUCUCACCAGGUCUGCCCCUGGGAAGACUGCAGGAUGCAACCUCAGAAGUCGCAAAAUUUGAGUACUUGCCAGAAAUCAUGAGAAUUCCACAGACCGUAACAAUGGGCCUUCGUUGAACAAACCACACAUGCAGCAGUAUCCUGUGAUAUCUGCCAAAGAAACAGAUGUACACUAAGGGACUGAUCCUGCCCCCAUUGAAGUCAAUGAGAGUUUUGCCAUUGACUUCAAAGGAAGCGGGAUUGGUUAUUAAUGAGGUUGAUUGGAUAAAAAUAGUACAAUACAUGGGACCGCAAUUUCGUCUGUGCCAGGCAGGUGAAUCUUUAAGAGGGUGACCAAGAAUUCAAGACAUGUUUGCGGGGGGAAUAAAUAUAACAUGCUUGAUACUGAGAGGUCUGGAGCUCAUGGAAUAGUGGUUGCUCAGCACCUCUCAGGAUCAGGCCCUUAGACUAGUUCCUCCCAGUUUGGUCACACACUCAAGCCCAUAUUACUUGUGCACCAUCUCCACAGCAACCACAUCACACAUACGUGGCAGAGUUCCUGAGAGGCCCACCAUCGCUGAAGAAGGGAAAUACAAAUAGGUCCAGUUUAAACUAAAGAGCUGGCCAUGUUUAUGCCCCCCAUUUCGUUUUCCAUCAGGAACUAUCAGAGGGGAAUACAGUCUUAUUGUAAGUUAUGGUUUCUGAGCUGCUGCCAUUAUAGGGUAUCAUGGAUGUUGGCAGAUGCAGGCCCGUGACCCGCAUAGAUUUUACACUGGGAAUGUGAUUCUGAAACUAGACAAUUCUGUGUUCAAGCCAGCAACCCAAGAACUCACUAGAGGGACCUUUCACUUGCACUGAAAAGUAUGGUGAACUUGUGCAAACUGCAGCAAAUUCAGGCAAAGCUAUUCAUUGCCGCUUCCUGGACAGUGAUUUUUGUCGUCACAACCCAAACAGGUUCUUCACAAACAUAGCCAGCUCCGCAUUACUGAACUAGAAGAAAAACUGAGGUAUUUUCACUAGGACCAGUUCUAGAUUAAAGGGGCUGUCUGGUGCCCAAUGCUAGAGCUACCAUAACUUGGAUUUCAAAUUACUAGUGGCAUUGUGCAAAUCUCAGAUGCAGUGGAUGACAUGGCAAGGGAUCUAUCCCAGAUGAGCAAGUAGCAUAUGAUUCAUAACAGUGAAAUGUGACACAGCUCUAGACUGGAUCUGUCGCAGCAGAAGUUAAAUGUGUUCAUCUCCCUGCAGCAGUACCUCAGGACAGGGACACAGUGAAGGACUCUGUUAAUACAUUGGAUGAUAUUUGUUUGCACCUGCCUUCACAGUGCCCUAGAAUAGCCAGCCAGCUUUUCCCCCGCCUGGUCCAGUCAUUCUGUCCUUGUGGGCAUUCAAGAUCGAUUUCCCCUUUGUACCUUGCUGUAGCUCACACUUUGCAUGGACACCAGCAGUAGCAGAGGCAGCAGCUGUUCAGAUAUACCAGCCACUACAGGGCAGAUCAGCCUGCUCCUUUCUUUGUACUAAGCACUAAUGGAAGUUGCCUCCUUCCACAGCUUAAAUACUGACUGAGAUACACAUUUGGCCUUUGGGUUGUUGGGACAAGCCACAGAAAACAAAACCUCCACACCCUGUUCUGUCAUACAGGAGACCCACAGAGAAAACAUACUGACAUGGGAGAACCAGGAGUCUGAAUCUGACCAGAGCCCAGAUAGUCACUGAUAGGAUCCAGUCUGAAAGCAAUAGUCGCUAGAGACCAGUGAGCUGCUGGCACUGCCAGUGGUCUUGAGAGUGGCAGAAGUACAUGCUUGCUUAGGAGGGUCUAUGAUCCUCCCCCUUGGUUUGGUUUUAUUUUUACUCAGAGAGGUCCACUGUUCCACUAAAUCAGGAAUACAUAGUUCACAGCGGAAGUCAGUCUUUUUGUUAUGCUCUGCCUUAUAGUGGCCUCAUUACAAUUAGAUCCCUGUUGAUCUAGGAUAUAUGGUAUUUAACUGCUUCUCCGCCAGUGCACUCCUCCAGACCCCAGGGUGUUCUGCGAGGGCAUUCUGUUGCGCCCACUAUGAUCUCACGUCUCUGGUAUGGGAGGCGUAUAUCUGGCUUGUGAGGCUGCAGUGGAAAAUUUAAUGCCUUGUCUUUUCCUGUGGAUCAUUUCUACCUCCCACCAACUACAAUGGAAUGAGGUGUAGCAAUACCACGAGUACUGUGAAUUUCUCCCCACUGAACUGGCCACCUUGCUGCCUUUGCCAUCAUAGCCUGCUCUUUCUUCUCUAGGGUCUGGAUGCAGUCCCAGAUAUACCCAAUGCGCUGGCCACGCCUCUCAGCGUAAGGUCGCAGACCAAGCCAGUCAGAGGCCCAGGCAAAGAAGCAUUAUGAAAUAUCAGCCUAGCUCCAUUGAAGUGGCUUGUGGAAAUCGAUCAAUAAAUAGAUCAGAUUUUCCUGACCAAAAAAUUACUUGUAAGUGUGGGGUUACCUAGCACUUGUUUGAUCACAGGUAUCAUAUUAUCCCCAAAACGGAGUGUCUGAGGUACUUCAGAACAACUAGGAACAGGGUUUCAGAAGGGAAUAAUAAAGGUUUUACGGCCUUAGCUGUGGCAUCCUGACUGGUAGUACCAUAACUGGAAGACAGGUGGUCCGGUGGAUAGGGAGUUGGGAGACCUGGGUUCAAUUCCUGACUCUGGAUGUAAGGUGGCACAACAAGCCAACUGUGUUACUUCCAGUUACAUUAGCAAUGAAGUGAUCCUCUGAACAGAAGGAUCCACAAGAACGGCAUGGCACUGUAGCAUACCUCCAAAGACAAAUGGCCACUAUUGGACCUGAGUAGGUUAUAGAGACACAGCUGCACUUCUGCAACUCCAACACUGGGAUGUAGCCUCUAAUAGGGAGACCUCCAUUUUGCAUGCCCAAGACCCGUCUUUGCACAUGUCCAGCAGACACGCUAGGGGUGCAGAUUUGGAGGCUGAAUGGCACUCCUUGUCAAAAGGUGGCCUUGUGUGUUUCUCUCCGAUUUCCCCCAGAGCCCUCAGUCAUGCUGAGAUAAAUAGCUGAAGGCAGGUCAGAGAGCUACUGACACAUUCCAGCAGCAACAGAAGGAUAUCACAGUACCUGUCCUGAAGCACUCCUGCCUCUCAGCUGUGACUGCUGUUGUUUUGGUGAUCAAAGUGGGAAAGAAACUUCUCAGCCAGCACCCUGUAUUCUGGGAUGGAAGGGUUUGAGAAGAAUCUGGAGUUUGAGCUGACAGGACAGUUGAUUGUUUCCAUUGAGCUGGGUUCCCCUGCAGUGUGAGUUCUGCAGUAAGAAGGGGUUGGACUUUUACCCUUUGCCUUGUAUGUUAACCCUCCAAAGACAGGAGCCUCAAAAGCCAUCAGAUAUCCUUGAGACAUUGGAGGAGACAUUCAGAGGGAGGAUGGGCUACUCCAACUUAGGGGACGAGUCAGAGGGCUGUCGGGGGAGGGCAUGUCACGCUCUUCCCUGUCAGGAGAGAUGUCAGAAACAGGC